UUUCCUGUUGCAGAUUUCGGAUCUCCCCCGCCAAGUCGGCCCUUUCUCCUACACCGGGCCCUUCCUUCUCACCGUGUCUCGGAUGUGCUGGCAGGGAAGUUGGUCAUCGGGGAAAAACCAGGCACACUUGUCAAGCACCGUUUCCCUUUUCUGUGAUCGCUUCUCCAUCUUUGGAUGCGUGGUGGUCAUGCGUCUAUAAGUACUGAUCUUGGCCCGCCAAAAUCUCUUGCCACUUAGCUGAGACUGCCUUCUUCAAUCUCUGUCCUGGUAGUCGUCAUGCAGUCUAUCCUUCUGUCUUUAGUCUUGCUUACUCCCGGGCUAGCUCAAGCCCAAACAGGAGUCACAGAGCCCAUUUCAGAGAACUGUGGGCCUUCCGUUGUAUGCGUCAAUCGCUACGGCAAUGUCCUACCCUACCACUUCUUUCGCAAUGUAAGCACCAUGGACGCCGUAACGACCUUUGGAGACACCACUGUAGCGAACGGUACGAAAUUAAAUGACAUCAAGUCGGCCGAUUUCGUUGUCUACAACAAAGAGAAAGGCCUCGAGGCUCUUGGGUCAAACCCCAGCUACGAGUACGUUUUUGCAGUGAAUGAGGCUGUGCACGAGGCUCCUGUCUAUGUACCAGCGCAAAACAAGCUGUAUUUGUCGCAGCUGGCUCCUCCCGCCGGCUAUUUGCCGCAACUAGUGAUCGACCUCAACCAGGACCCUCCAACAUUAUCCGAAUUUCUCUCCGAUCCCCCCGUGUACGCCCCAAAUGGCGGUACCUUUCACAACGGCAAGAUCAUCUGGGGUGCCUCAGGCGGUAACAACUCAAUUGGAGGCUCCGAGCAGAGGGUGGGAUUGAGGUCUUUGGAUCCGGAGACUAACAAGACAGUGAGCUUGGUGAACAAUUAUUUUGGAUACUACUUCAACACGAUUGAUGAUGUUGCCGUCCAUCCUAAAACAGGAGACAUAUGGUUCACUGAUCCAGACUAUUCCUGGUUCAACGGUCUCACGGACACACCUCCCCAGCUGCCCAGUGCUAGCUAUCGAUACAACACUUCAUCUGGCGCAGUGGUUGUGAUUGAUGAUAGCCUAGGCCAGCCAAACGGCAUCGCCUUCACUCCGGACGGAUCAAUUGUCUACAUUAGUGAUACGGCUGCUGUCAGCGGCCCAGUCGAUCCCAAGUACGGCCAUGCGGGCACUACAUUUAACACCACCUACCGGAGGACCAUCUAUGCUUUUGACGUGAGCCAGGAUGGAGCUCAUGCCUACAACAAGCGGCCUAUCUACCUAGCACCUGGAUACGUGCCCGAUGGACUAAAGGUUGCUGCGAAUGGCUAUAUCGUUACGGGCUGUGGGCGUGGAGUUGACGUGAUUGAUCCGUCUGGGGAACUGCUAAUCACUAUUCAGACGAAUUACACUGUUCAGAAUUUCGCCUGGACGGGUCCGGAACUGAAGACGUUGUGGCUGAUGGGGACUGGAGGAAUCAGCAGAGUGGAGUGGGAUUUGGCCGGCCAAAAGCUGGAAUAGGCUGGACCCUCUACAAAGCUCUGCCACUAGAGUCUCAUUACAGUAUCAUUAGAGACCUGGACCAUUCUACCCAUAUUCGCAGCUAUACCGGAGCCCUGGGUCGGUGAAGUAGCUUUUGGGCAGUAUUG
Molecule: messenger RNA, 1640 nt
Organism: Aspergillus saccharolyticus JOP 1030-1
Lineage: Eukaryota; Fungi; Ascomycota; Eurotiomycetes; Eurotiales; Aspergillaceae
Product: SMP-30/gluconolactonase/LRE family protein
Exons: 3
Coding region: 277-1512 (411 amino acids)
Source: RefSeq, a predicted model, not a curated record